Molecule: messenger RNA, 330 nt
Organism: Staurois parvus
Lineage: Eukaryota; Metazoa; Chordata; Amphibia; Anura; Ranidae
Source: the annotation of a GenBank genome assembly
CGGCAGGCACCGGGCCACCAGGCAGAGCGGCAGGCUCCCCAGGGGAACACAGCAGGCCGGGCCACCAGGCGGAGCGGCAGGCACCAGGCCACUGGGCGGAGCGGAGGGCGCCGGGCCCCCAGGAGGGGCGGGGCGGGCGCCAGGCCCCCAGGAGGGGCGGCAGGCACCGGGCCCCCGGGCGGAGCGACAGGCAUCGGGUCACCAGGCAUCAGGUCAUUUGGCUCGCCAGCGGGCACCGCGUCAUCUGGCAAGGCAGUGGGCACCGAGUCACCAGGCACGACAGUGGGUUCCAAGUCAACUGGCAUUGGAUCGUCUGGCUCGACAGCGGGC